Molecule: messenger RNA, 1195 nt
Organism: Halichondria panicea
Lineage: Eukaryota; Metazoa; Porifera; Demospongiae; Suberitida; Halichondriidae
Product: scavenger receptor cysteine-rich domain superfamily protein-like
Exons: 5
Coding region: 80-985 (301 amino acids)
Cellular component (GO): membrane
Source: RefSeq, a predicted model, not a curated record
AUGUCAACCGCCCAUGCAUUAGCCUGUGCAAACACCAUUAGAUCUGCUUGCAUUCACAAGCUAGUGUGUCAGAAUAGUCAUGGCUAGUAUCUGCUUGGUAUUACUCACUAUUGUCUUAGUUGGACAUAUACUCGCGGACGGGCAAGUGUGUAAUACUGGAACUGUAAUGCUAGUAGAAGGUGAGUAUGGUUUCCUUAUGAAAGAGUAUGUCCAGUACUGCCAUGAUGGAGAAUGGCAUUGGCUGUGUGCUGGUGGUGGAAGCUGGGCGAGAGUGGAGGCCAAUGUUGUGUGCAGACAACUGGGACUCAGCGGCCAUGGAGCCAAUAAAGGAGGAAGUACAACAGUACCAGCUGAUCAACACCCCUUUGCCUACUUCAUAAUUGGUGGCACAUGUACUGGAAGGGAAUAUGAUAUAGGAGAGUGUAAGGGCAUUAGUUAUCCCAGUACAUGUGAUGAUAAUAGUAGAAAAGGAUGGGUAGACUGCCAACCAGCUAAUUGCACUAAUGGAACAGUGAGGUUGGUGGGUGGUUCCACUAACAGAGAGGGACGAGUGGACGUCUGUACACAGGGACAUUGGGCAUCCAUCUGUUACAAUGAAGAUCUAGAACUGGCAGGCAUCAUUUGCAAAAUGUUAGGAUUUCCAAUGCAGGGAGCAAUGGCGAAAAGUACUACUUCUAUUGAUCCAAAAGUUAACUGUACAGUGACAGAUGAUGGCACCACCCUGAACUGUGUAGACACUAUACAGUCGCACAUAUGUGAUAUUCCAACAAGCUGGAAGUGCUAUAAUUUUUUCCUCAGUAACAGAAUUCUAACGAAAGUGAAUGAGAGUUACAAUGGGACAUUCCUAAAACAACCAAACGUAAGCUCACAAGAUCCUAACUACGAUACUGUGACCACAGGAGAUGAAGCCGUUGGUGAUUAUGCUGUCAUUGAUAAUUUCAAGCCCAAGCCGAGAACACUCCAGAUAUCCAACCCACACCAGUGACGGUGGAAGCCAGUAAUUAAGGAGAAAAGGAGUUAACAGUCAUGACUAUAGUUGCAGAGACGCAUAAUACAAGCAACUUAUAUACGAAACUAAAACAUUUGUGUAUGAUUAAUUAUUAUAUAAAACUGAUUGCAUGUAAAUGCACAAUAACAUUAAUUAGUUCAAUUUAUACUAUCGCUCUUUAGGCCAUCUGUGAACCGAACCAUUAAA